AUGCUGCCCGGCGAGUCUUCCGUAAUCCCUCUGUCUACCCGUGGACUGCCACGCCGUCUCCUAGUGUUACCACUUCGAUUUAUAUCCUGCACGAAAUACCUUUUUGACCAAAGUCCGUGUCUCUACAUCCGUCGUCUCCCCUGCUCCAUCUCCGGGCGUGACAAGAAAGAUGAAUCCAAGUGCCACAUUGAACCCUGUCUUGGAUCAAUUGAUGCGAUGUGUCUAGGUGAGAUUGUGCAGAAUUUGCGGUCUGAGUAUUGA
This is a messenger RNA of Penicillium hordei, 261 nucleotides long. RefSeq lists its product as uncharacterized. The transcript is spliced from 2 exons. The coding region runs from base 1 to 261 and encodes 86 amino acids. NCBI's taxonomy places the organism in Eukaryota, Fungi, Ascomycota, Eurotiomycetes, Eurotiales, Aspergillaceae. The record is from RefSeq and is a predicted model, not a curated record.